Bacidia gigantensis is the source of this 1380-nucleotide messenger RNA. RefSeq lists its product as uncharacterized. The record is from RefSeq and is a predicted model, not a curated record. The coding region runs from base 1 to 1380 and encodes 459 amino acids. NCBI's taxonomy places the organism in Eukaryota, Fungi, Ascomycota, Lecanoromycetes, Lecanorales, Ramalinaceae. The transcript has 2 exons.
AUGCCGUUGGCCAAGCAUUGUAGCAUAGCAACCCCUAAAACCGACUAUUCAGUGAGCAGUUUCCACACUACAUUCCUACUCCACAGCGCAAAGUAUUCAGAGGAAUUUAAUGGAUUGGAUCACUUUGAUGCAAGUUCUGAGGGUAUGAGAGCAUGGAGAGGAUUACAAAAGCAGAACAAAGUUCAAUAUCGCUAUCUCAGUGGCUCAUUCUCACACACCAAAUCGCUAGCUUCAGUUCCCAGCAACUCAAGCCUUCUGAACGAAUUGCAGCUUCCUGGCGGAGAGCACAAUACGAUUGACCCAAAUGAUCUCAAUGCGCCGCUAGCCACGGCGAAGGAUCUUCCGCCGUCGCCCUUGACUGACCCCACGCUCAAUGCCGCGAGAUUUGGCCAUCAGAAGCCAAAACAGCCAGCCAAGGAAGAGGAGUUGACUCCAUUCCAGCUAAGACUGCGUAGAAACCCUUUUGGUGAGACUCUUUCAGUCAAGGUUAGCUUUGCAUUACUAAAAUCGAUGCUCACCGUAGCUCAGGCACUUGCAACUCCAGCUCGCCAAUGCCUUUUCACGGGUAUUCGCUUGCCCAGCUACUUCUUGUUUCGGUUUGGUAUAGCUACACAUCCGGAGAUAGGUACUCACUGGCAACUUCCAAGCUUAGCCGCCGAGAUUGCCGCUAGAGAAGAAGCUGCUGCUAUCAAGAAAGCAAAAUCUUUGGGAGCUGACUGGAGUCGUGAGAUUCAAGAGCAGCCUACAGUCGGCAAGAAGCCCGAGAGUGAUUCCUUGGAGAACCUGAGACUGCCCUCAAGAACCCUGGGUGGAAAAUACUUCAUCUCAUCGUACAAAGCCUUGGACUACAUUUCGGUUCGAUCGUCUUCGGGCUCUCGAUACCUCUCCAUGUUCCCACAGCGAAUGAAAGCUGGGGGCGUCAUACAACCAGCCAAAACAGUGUGGAGAGAGGACAUGGCAGACUUCUGUCUAAGAUUAAUGCGAAGAGAAAUCGUAGAAAGCAUCGAAAAGCUUGCAGCCAGGACGAGUCGGAUAUACUUCGUGCCUUGUCUGGAUUGGGUCGACGUGUCUAAGAAACCGAACGUCGCUGCUGUGCUAUGGCUUGGUAACUCGAGAGCGAAGGGCGUUGAUGGCGAAGAGCUAGAAGCUACGGGAGGAGAGAGAGGAGGGCAACACCCGCCACCGUAUGCAAUGGCAACUUACAAGGGCAAGUACGUGCCAAUCUACAACUUGGAGGUACUUCUCGGCAGCGAUCUCGUAGAGAAGUUGAAGAGGACCUUGCCGAAUGUGAUGAGUGAAAGCCUAGCUGUCGUGAAAGGCAAAAAUCUCACGGUAAAUUUGCAAAUGCAACUCUGGAAGUUGACAGGCUAUGUAUCUUAA